AUGUACCUGGCGUACGUGAUCGAGGUCGAGAUGGAGAUGGGGGCCGAGGUGGUGGCGGCCGUGCGCAAGAACUCGACAGAGGGGAGUGCGAGCGCCGGCCCGGCACCCAAGCGGCAGCGGCUCGCUGCGCCGAGCGGCGGCAGCGGCUCUGCUGCUCAUGUCCCCGCCGCUGCGCCACCGAGCGAUGCGGAGCGGUUGGCUGAUCUGUGCGCUGAGGCGGAGAACAGGCAAGCUGCGGCGGACGCGGGCGCGCUCGAGGCGAUCGUGGCGGCGCUGCAGGCGCACCCGCAGGUGGCAGUUGUGCAGCAGGGUGGCGGCAUCGAGUUGAUCGUGGCAGCGAUGCAGGCGCACCCGCAGGUGGCGCGUGUGCAGGGGAUUGGCUGUUUGGCGAUGGUCAACGUGUGCUCCGGCAGCGACGCUGCAGCGUUCGCACGCAAGCACCGCACAGCAGACGCGGGCGGCAUCGAGUUGGCUGUGGCGGCGCUGCAGGCGCACCCGCAGGUGGCGGGCGUGCAGGAGAUUGGCUGUUUGGCGAUGGGCAACGUGUGCGCCGGCACCGACGCCGCAGCGCUCGCACGCAAGCAGCGCGCAGCAGAUGCGGGCGGCAUCGAGGCGAUCGUGGCGGCGCUGCAGGCUCACCCACAGGUGGCGGAUGUGCAGCAGCGUGGCUGCCGGGCGAUGGCCAACGUGUGUCUCGGCACCGACGCCGCAGCGUUCGCACGCAAGCAGCGCACAGCAGGCGCGGGCGGCAUCGAGGUGGCUGUGGCGGCGCUGCGGGCGCACCCGCAGCAUGCGGGCGUGCAGCAGGAUGGCUGCGGGGCGCUGUUCGACGUGUGCUACGGCAGCGACGUCGGCCACGUCGCAGCGCGGGCGCGGAGGCAGCGAGCUGUGAUUACGGGCGCUCCCGAGGCGGUGGCAGGGGCUAUGCAGGCUCACCCGGGAGACGCAGCUGUUCAGAGGCAAGGACAGCGUUUGCGUGAUCUUCUUGCCUGA
Molecule: messenger RNA, 993 nt
Organism: Emiliania huxleyi CCMP1516
Lineage: Eukaryota; Haptophyta; Isochrysidales; Noelaerhabdaceae
Exons: 3
Coding region: 1-993 (330 amino acids)
Source: RefSeq, a predicted model, not a curated record